AUGUUAGCGAAAUGGUGGUGGCGCUUUAAGAUAGAAAAAGACAAUACUUGGCGAAAGGUUAUUUGGAGCAUACACAAAAAUGCGAGAUCUUGGUCAUUCAUUCCGGCAAAACCAACGAUUCCGGGCCCGUGGAAACAAGUCGUGAGAGUAGAAAAAGACAUUGCAGAUUUUUGUGUGAAUUUAUCAAGCUUCUUUAUGGCUACAGUGGGCAAUGGGGAAGAAGUAUCAUUCUGGAAAGAAUUUUGGCAUUUUGAGGGGAUACUAAGCACUGAGUAUCCAGCCUUAUUUGCUCUUGAACGGGUGAAAAACGUGAAACUUGCGGACCGAAUCACAGAGACUGGUGGUACAGUGUCCUUUCAGUUCUGCUGGAUGCGAGUACCAUCGACUGCUGAUGAAAUCUCAGAGCUGAACAGGUUAACUGUUUCGCUCAGCUCUUUAUCGCUUUCGAACUCAGCGGACAGUUGGUCUUGGACGUUGGAGGAGUCGGGCGUUUUUCAGUACGAAUAUGAAGAGUCCACGGACCACCUUUUUGCUUUAUGUUCUCUAGUGCAUCAGGUUUGGGAUUAUGUGCUUCAAUGGUGUCGAAUCCCUCCGACGUUCUUCUUUGGGGUGAAAGAUGUGUUAAAUAUGCACAAGGAAAUGCGAGGAUCUAGAAAGUGGAAGAAGGCGGUAUACACGAUCACCCAAACGGGUAUUUGGUGUAUUUGGAAGGCUCGGAACGAUUUAACUUUCAAUGGUAAGAGUGCAAAUGUGGAUAGGUUGGUUGAAGAAAUAAAGAUUAUGUCUUUUUUAUGGUUAAAGAAUCGGACGAAGAUCGGUGCGUUGACCAGGGAGAAAUGGAGAGUUUUUGAUAUCUCAUGUAUAGGAAUAUGA
Molecule: messenger RNA, 873 nt
Organism: Helianthus annuus (common sunflower)
Lineage: Eukaryota; Viridiplantae; Streptophyta; Magnoliopsida; Asterales; Asteraceae
Exons: 2
Coding region: 1-873 (290 amino acids)
Source: RefSeq, a predicted model, not a curated record